Molecule: messenger RNA, 4042 nt
Organism: Hemibagrus wyckioides
Lineage: Eukaryota; Metazoa; Chordata; Actinopteri; Siluriformes; Bagridae
Gene: kcnc2
Product: potassium voltage-gated channel, Shaw-related subfamily, member 2
Exons: 3
Coding region: 591-2339 (582 amino acids)
Biological process (GO): protein homooligomerization; potassium ion transmembrane transport
Cellular component (GO): dendrite membrane; axon; neuronal cell body membrane
Molecular function (GO): delayed rectifier potassium channel activity; protein binding
Source: RefSeq, a predicted model, not a curated record
UCUGUGUGUGUGUGUGUCUUUGUGUGUGUGUUGGUAAAAGAGCGCACGGUUGUUUCUCUCCAUCUCUCACCUGUUCUGUGUAUCGAGUCUCACAGAGGCAACAAGCGUUUCUCAGCGAUCACUUCUCACUGUGCUGGAGAGAGAGAGACAGAGAGAGAGAGAGUGAGAGAGAGAGCUGGAGAGGGAAAGAGAGAAGAAAAACAUUCCCCACCCCUCUGCUCUCUGAGGCUGUUGUUGAUCGGAUCACAUCAGACUGCGAGCUCACUCUCUGAGAGACGGACAGGAAUUCAGAGCAUCUGCUUCACUUUUCUUUCUAAUUACAGCUCGACUUGUCCAGGAUCGGUGAGGACAAGAAGUAGAUAAAUGAGGAAAGAGAACAUUUCCUGUGUUCUGGGUUCUGUGGAGGGUCUGUGAAUGAGAUUGGACUGAGACUCUGCACACAGAGAGGAUCUGUGAGGAGAGUCGAGUAUUUGCUCUGUAAGUUGUUGUAUCUCUGUUCACUCAGAGUCAGGGAAACGAAAGGAGACUGAGCUCCACACGGUGAGAGUGGAGUGGCGAGUCAUGGGCAUGUGUCACCUGCACAGGCGAGGAUGGGCAAACUCGAGUAUGACCACGAGAGGAUAAUCCUCAACGUCGGCGGCACGAGGCACGAGACGUACCGCACUACGCUCCGGACGCUGCCGGGAACACGCCUCGCUCUGCUCGCCUCCAUUCCGUCUUCCUCCCUCUGUGGUUCUGCUUCUGGAUCAGACGCAGAGUGUGCACUGCUGGACCAUCACCAUCACCAUCACCAUCAUCAUCAUCACCAUCAUCAUCAUCAUGAGCAUGAUCAACAGGUGCGUAUUGGUAACGAGUACUUUUUUGACCGUCACCCAGGUGUGUUUGCUUAUGUGUUGAAUUACUACCGCACGGGGAAGCUGCACUGUCCGGCCGACGUGUGUGGUCCACUGUUCGAGGAGGAGCUUGCCUUCUGGGGCAUCGACGAGACGGACGUGGAGCCGUGCUGCUGGAUGACUUACAGACAACACAGAGAUGCCGAGGAGGCACUGGACGUCUUCGACAUGAACGUGAUGGACAACGGAAUGGGGAACGACGAGGAUGAGGAGAACGAUGAAGAGGAGGACAAGCGUGAGGUGGGGAAGAGGAUGAGGGUUGGAGAGGCAGAGCACACCAGGGGGACCAGUCUGAACCGCUGGAGGAGGUGGCAACCUGUCGUCUGGAACCUGUUUGAGGAUCCUUACUCAUCUCGGGCCGCUCGGUUCGUGGCUUUCGCCUCUUUGUUCUUCAUCAUGGUCUCCAUCACCACCUUCUGCCUGGAGACUCAUGAAGCUUUCAACACCAUCGUCAACAAGACAGAUGCUGUAAGGAACGAGAGCGUGCUGGACUUGGUGCCUCAGUAUGAGAUUGAGACGGAUCCAGCACUCACAUAUGUGGAGGGUGUCUGCGUCCUCUGGUUCACCUUCGAGUUCUUGGUGCGAGUGACGUUCAGUCCUGAUAAACUGGAAUUUAUCAAAAGCGUCCUGAACAUCAUCGACUUUGUAGCCAUCUUACCCUUUUAUCUUGAAGUUGGACUGAGCGGUUUGUCCUCCAAAGCGGCGAAAGACGUCCUGGGGUUCCUGCGAGUGGUCCGCUUUGUACGGAUUCUGAGAAUCUUUAAGCUGACUCGUCACUUUGUCGGACUGCGGGUCCUCGGACAUACCCUCCGUGCCAGCGUGAAUGAAUUCUUCCUCCUCAUCAUCUUCCUCGCCCUCGGUGUCCUUAUCUUUGCCACCAUGAUCUACUACGCAGAGCGGAUCGGUGCUAAUCCCAAUGACCCGACCGCCAGUGAUCACACCAAGUUCAAAAACAUUCCCAUCGGCUUCUGGUGGGCCGUGGUCACCAUGACGACUCUAGGGUAUGGUGACAUGUACCCUCAGACCUGGUCAGGAAUGCUGGUAGGGGCGCUGUGUGCACUAGCAGGCGUGCUAACAAUAGCAAUGCCCGUUCCAGUAAUUGUAAAUAACUUUGGCAUGUAUUACUCGCUAGCCAUGGCUAAGCAGAAGCUACCGAAAAAGAGGAAGAAGCACAUUCCCCAGGUGGUGCAAACUGCAUCUCCAUCCUUCUGCAGGACCGAUCUGAGUUCAGCCUGCAACAGCAACCCUGUUGACCUGCGCAUGGGACAGAGCCGAGGGCUCGAGUGCCACCGGUCAGAUCUCAGUGCAGGAAGUGACAUCACAACGACUCCAGAGGAGCAGGUGCCCAUGCAGGAUCGACACAGUGGAGGAACUUGCUUCCUAUUGGCUGCCAGUGAUUACAGCUGCACUGCUGACUCCACCCUCCGCAAACCAGGUGUGCUCUAAAUAUCAGAUGACCAUGCGUCAUUGUCUGUCCAUUUUACCACAGAGUAGUUUUUGUGUUUUUUUAAUUGUUUGUAUGGAAUGUACAGCCAUCUGCACAUCAUGGUCACAAUCAUCAUCUUCAUCAUCAUCAUCAUCAUCCACAGCAAAUACCACCAGCAUGCUAUGCUUCAUUCCCAUCACCAUGAGAAAAAAAGCCCAUUACUUUAACCUGAAACCUGAAUGUAAACGCCCAGUUACAUUUAAUUCAAAUCCUACAUUGCUCUGGAGCUUUGGCAAAAUAUGUACAUGACUAGUGUAACAUUAUGGCAAGGAGGAGGCCAGUGUGAGGCAGAAGGCUAGUGUGAGGCAGGUGAGCAGUGUGAGGCAGGAGGCUAGUGUGAGGCAGGAGGCUAGUGUGGGGCAGAUGGGCAGUGUGAGGCAGGUGGGCAGCGUGAGGCAGGAAGGCAGUGUGAGGCAAGAUUCAAGAUUCAAGAAGCUUUUAUUGUCAUUUCAACCACAUAUAUCUGACGCAGUACAUAGUGAAAUGAAACAACGUUUCUCCAGGACCUGGUGCUACAUAAACAUACAACAACAAGUUCAAUACUAAACAACAAACAACAGCACAGAGCUAGGACAGAAGUUUGUCUUAGCCACGUAAAGUGCACAGUGUGCAGCUAGGUGCAGACAGAGCAUAGACAAGACAGUGCAAAAGACAAUAAAUACAAUAAAGACAACACAAAAGAACACAGGACACUUAGCGCUGAAAAGAAAUAAAAGAACAUGUGUACUGGAAUGUAAGUGAAAUAAAAUAGAUAAAGUGAAAGUGUAAAAAAAAACUUCCCAGUUUCCCAGGCAGGUGGGCAAUGUGAGGCAGGAGGCCAGUGUGAGGCAGGUGGACAGUGUGAGGGAGGAGGCCAGUGUGAGGCAGGUGGGAAGUGUGCGGCAGGAGGCCAGUGCGAAGCAGGUGGGCAGUGUGAGGUAGGAGGCCAGCACGAGGCAGGUGGACAGUGUGAGGCAGGAGGCCAGUGUGAGGCAUGUGGACAGUGUGAGGCAGGAGGCCAGUGUGAGGCAUGUGGACAGUGUGAGGCAGGUGGGCAGUGUGAAUACUUCAUACCAGUAUGAAGAAACAGCAGAGUACACACAGGCAUCUAUUAAAGCUCUGACCUGAACAGAUGAACACAAGCAGGUGACUGACCGAUGACACAAUGGAGGGCGGAGACUAAAUGUGGAAACUGUGGGAGGAGUUUUACUAAAGCAACUAAAGAAUGUUAUGUGAAGAUUCAGAGUCUGAAAUGUAAUGUGUAAACGCUUAUUUCCUCUUCUAGCAGAAACACAAGAAUCUGCUUUAAGAUGAUAUAAAGGAAGCACAGGAAUGUAUGCAGGGUCAAAUGGGACAAAAUCAGAGUGAAUUAUUGUGUCAUGAUCUGCAAACACACUGUGGAUGCUAACACACUGUGGAUGCUAACACACUGUGGAUGCUAACACACUGUGGAUGCUAACACACUGUGGAUGCUAACACACUGUGACCAUCACUGAUUUUAAAAUAUAAUAGAUUGUUAAUAAAUCUCCUAGUAAUGAAUACAGAUGUGUUACUGUAGCAGGUGGGGGUGUGGCUAAGUGGGAGUCUGCAGCAGCAGUGUGGAAGGAUGAGUACAUUAACGUGUCAAACCCCCCCCACUGAGAGAGAGAGAGAGAGAGAGAGAGAGAGAGAGAGAGAAAGAAAG